AUGAUCCACCAUAAAUCGGCACUGCGAUGGGGUGAAGCAAAGGAUAGGCUGAAACAAGGAUAUGUACAACGAGAGAACUAUGAAGAGGCUGCGCAAUGGGUCAUGACAUCCCUCAAGAAUGUGCGUGAUACUUUUGGCCCUACGAGCAUUGAAACAUCGCAUGAAUUGCUUAAGCUCGCAAUAAUGUUUGCCGUGCGCAGCUCUCAAAUAACGGAAUAUAGUUGUGUCUUUGAUGGGGUAUACUUUAAGCUUUACAGUAAUCGAGUGCAAGACAGGGAUGACAAAGAAGUUAAAGAUAUUUUGGGGCUCAAAUAUACCAAGACCAGAGACGAACAGCUGGCUUUACGAGGCAUUGGCAAUAUCACUGAUUUGCUAAGCGUUGAUCAAGAUCGUUUUGGGAAUACUGUGUUUAAGCCAAUAUUCGAUGAAUUAUUGCGUAACAUUCCGUACACAAAAAGCGAUGGUAGCCAAUUCACUUCGUUAAGCAAUCGGUACAAAGUCAAAGCAGAUGCGACUCUCUCUGUUCUUAUCAACGAUGAGGAACUGCGCACACUGGUAGUCGAAGUAAAAUCGUCUUUAAAAAAAGGCAUUUUUUGCAGCCCAGUUGUUUAUGGAGUUCUGGUAGAGCAACCUCAUUGGAUUGAUGCUAAUAGAAUCUGA
Zychaea mexicana is the source of this 660-nucleotide messenger RNA. RefSeq lists its product as uncharacterized. The transcript is spliced from 5 exons. The record is from RefSeq and is a predicted model, not a curated record. The coding region runs from base 1 to 660 and encodes 219 amino acids. NCBI's taxonomy places the organism in Eukaryota, Fungi, Mucoromycota, Mucoromycetes, Mucorales, Lichtheimiaceae.